Molecule: messenger RNA, 3398 nt
Organism: Hevea brasiliensis (rubber tree)
Lineage: Eukaryota; Viridiplantae; Streptophyta; Magnoliopsida; Malpighiales; Euphorbiaceae
Product: putative receptor-like protein kinase At3g47110
Exons: 3
Coding region: 65-3148 (1027 amino acids)
Biological process (GO): protein phosphorylation
Molecular function (GO): protein kinase activity; ATP binding; protein binding
Source: RefSeq, a predicted model, not a curated record
AUAAUCCAAUUAAAUGUGUGUUAGCAUUACAACCGUAAACAUUAACUUAGACACCUAAAACAAAAUGACAUUUUCUGUGAAAUGCAUUGUUCUCUUCUUCCUUAUGGGGCUGAGCUUCCAAGUUCCCUCCACUGAUGCUGCUCCAACUGGUGGUGGGAAUGAGACAGAUCAUCAUGCUUUGCUAGAAUUCAAGGCAAAGAUUGUUUAUGACCCCCAAAACACGACGACUUCAUGGAAUGAUUCUACCCAUUUCUGUAAUUGGGAAGGUGUCAUAUGUGGUCGCAGACACAAAAGAGUCACCACACUAGAUCUUCAUUCUAAAGGCUUGGUGGGUAACUUGUCUCCUUAUAUCGGAAACAUGAGUUUCCUUAGGGCUAUCACACUACAAAACAAUAGCCUUCAAGGUGAAAUCCCUUCAGAACUAGGUCGUUUGUUCAGGCUGCAACUUCUAGAUCUUAGCAACAACUCAUUUGAAGGGAAAAUUCCAUCCAACUUGUCCAAAUGCUUGAACAUGAGUUUUCUUGGAUUAGCUUACAACAAGCUGGUUGGAAAAAUUCCAGUAGAGCUUGCAGCUUUGUCCAAGCUUAAACUAAUUGUAAUUCAUGCUAAUUAUUUGAGCGGGGGCAUACCACCAUUUUUGGGAAACUUUAGCUCGCUUGAAACUUUGUCAGCUCGCGGAAAUUUCUUGAGUGGAAAUAUUCCACAUUCUUUGGGUCAACUCAAGUACUUGUCAUCUAUUGGGCUUGGAAGCAAUAACCUCUCAGGUAUUGUCCCACAAGCCAUUUAUAAUAUAUCCUCCAUCACAAUAUUAUCUGUAUCAAAUAAUUCUCUCCAUGGAAGUCUUCCAUCAAAUAUUGGCCUCCUCCUACCUCAUCUUCAGGUAUUACAAAUGUCAAGAAACCAUUUUAGUGGAUCCAUUCCAGGAUCAUUAUCCAAUGCCACCAAACUCCAACGAAUUCUUUUACAGCAAAACAAAUUCAAUGGGAAAGUAAAUGUUGAUUUUGGAGGAUUACAACAACUUUACAGGUUAUUUUUGAGUCGUAACAAUCUUGGAAACAAGGGAGGUAAUGAUUUGGAUUUUAUCACUUCUUUACUGAAUUGUACCAAUUUGAAAGAUGUGGAUAUGUCCUACAAUCAGUUUAAGGGAGUAUUACCAAAUUUUGUGGGCAAUCUAUCUUCAUCCCUUGAAUGGCUAUCAAUGCACUUCAAUCAAAUAGGUGGAAGCCUCCCUCGGUGGUUAUCAAUGCUUGUUAGCUUACAAUAUGUGAAUAUAGCAUAUAACCAAAUUAUGGGUACCAUUCCCAUUGAAUUAGGUAAGCUUUCAAGACUAGUAGAUCUUAUACUCAAUGAUAAUAGAUUAUAUGGACCAAUUCCUUCAUCUUUAGGAAACAUAUCAUCAUUGGGUGAAAUUCGAUUAUUUCGCAAUAAUUUACAAGGCAACAUUCCCUCUAGCCUUGGAAAUUGCCCAAAAUUAUUAUUUAUGUCUCUUUCUCAGAACAAUCUUAGCGGCUCCAUACCUAAACAGCUUUUUCCUUUCCAGUCCAUGCUAGUUUCCUUAGCACUAGAUCAGAACCACUUAGAUGGAUCCCUCCCAUCAGAAAUUGGAAAUUUAUUCAAUUUGAAGGAAUUGCAUGUUGCUAAAAACAUGUUGUCUGGCAAUAUUCCAAAUGACCUUGGUCGGUGCAAUAGCCUUGAGUUGCUUUACAUGGGCAAUAACAACUUACAAGGAAACAUGCCUCCAUCUUUGGCCUCUUUAAAAGGUCUAAGAAUUUUUGAUUUGUCUCACAACAAUUUUUCUGGUGAGAUUCCAGAAUACCUAGAGAAAUUUGCAUUGGAAUAUGUUGAUUUAUCUUUCAACAAUUUUGAUGGUGAUGUUCCCGUCAAAGGAGUUUUCGCAAAUGCUAGUGCAAUAUCAAUUGUAGGAAACAAUAGGCUUUGUGGGGGUAUACCAGAGCUACAAUUGCCAAGAUGCCCUGUUGAAGCAUCAAAAAGAAGCAGAUUGCGAACUAUCAAAAUAGUUGUGAUCAUCAUCUCUUGUGCUUUGGGCAUUAUCAUGCUAUCAAUUGCCAUGUAUUACAAAUCCAAGAAGAAGAAAAGAGACCAAUCUCCCACUUCCUUAGAAAUAAAUUCAUUUCAGAGGAUUUCAUAUGAAAUGAUUCUUAAGGCAACUGACGGGUUCUCUUCAGCAAAUUUGAUUGGCGUGGGUUGUUUUGGAUCUGUCUAUAAAGCUACUUUUGAGGAGGAUGGAGCAAUUGCUGUAGUGAAAGUACUCAACCUUCAACAACGAGGCGCUGCAAACACUUUUAUAGCUGAAUGCAAAGCCUUGAGAAAUGUACGUCAUCGAAAUCUUGUCAAGUUAAUGUCGUCUUGCUCCAGUAUUGAUUUCAAAGGAAAUGAUUUUAGGGCACUUGUUUAUGACUACAUGCCCAAUGGGAAUUUAAAGAAGAAGUUACAUACAGACUUAGAAAGAUGUGUUGACCUAAUUGAUGAACAACCAAGUCUAAGUCUUUUGCAGAGAUUGAGCAUUGCUAUAGAUGUUGGGAAUGGGCUAGAUUAUCUUCAUCACCAUUGUCACCAGCCAAUUGUUCAUUGUGAUCUAAAGCCAAGCAAUAUUCUUCUUGACAAUGAUAUGGUAGCUUAUAUUGGAGAUUUUGGACUAGCAAAGUUUCUUCCUCACCUAACAAAUCCAACCCAAAGCAGCUCAUUUGGAGUUAGAGGAACAAUAGGUUAUGCAGCUCCAGAGUACGGAUUAGGAAGUGAGGUAUCAACAAGUGGAGAUGUUUAUAGUUAUGGAAUCCUAUUAUUAGAGAUGGUGACAGGAAAAGAACCCACUGAUGAUAUUUUUGUAGAAGGUCUUAACCUUCACAACUUUGCAAAGAUGGCAUUGCCCAACCAAGUGUUGGAGAUUGUAGACCCAACACUUUUACAAGAAGAUGAAGGAUUAAAAAACAAUCACAGUCCAAAACAAGCAAUAAAUGAUAGCAAAGUUGAAUGCCUAAUUUGCAUGAUCAAUGUCGGGGUAGCAUGUUCCAUGGAGUCUCCUCAAGAUAGAAUGGACAUAAGCGAUGCAAUCAAAGAUUUAUAUUUAGUCAGAAACAAUUAUAUGGAAGCUAGAAUAGAGCCACCUUUGUAUUGUACAGCUGCAUGAAAUUCAAUGUCUCUUUAAGGGUGGCCGCAGUUUUACCAAGGAAGUGGAAGGAGAAAGUUGUGACGUCAAAUUAUAAGUGCAAGGGUUGUGUUUUUGUAGGCCAUAAUUAUAUGUUCUUUAUGUUUGGGCAUAUGGUUUUGUUGGUAUGCUCAGUUUGAAAAAAAAAAAAAAAAAUGAAAGUGUGUACUAUGACAAUGUAAAUUAUAUGUUUGAUGUAUAAAUAAUGGGAGAUUCAUACUCCUCACUAAGA